This is a messenger RNA of Hyalella azteca, 3554 nucleotides long. RefSeq lists its product as uncharacterized. Gene Ontology annotation, molecular function: glycosyltransferase activity. The record is from RefSeq and is a predicted model, not a curated record. Gene Ontology annotation, cellular component: Golgi membrane. The coding region runs from base 785 to 1972 and encodes 395 amino acids. Gene Ontology annotation, biological process: GPI anchor biosynthetic process. NCBI's taxonomy places the organism in Eukaryota, Metazoa, Arthropoda, Malacostraca, Amphipoda, Hyalellidae. The transcript has a single exon.
UUGUUCUCUUAAACCUAACUCUAGUUGAGCUACCAUUAAAUGAAAGUGUUCGCGCCGUUCAGUGAAUUUGUUUUAGUUUCUGCUGAAUUCUAUGUUGGACACAAAAUUACAGAUAACGAGGCCUACAUGAUGGUCUGAUGGUCUCAACUCUCAGCUUUGUCGUUCGUAUGCUCCUACUGCCUACUAAAAUUGGUUUUUAGACUUCACAUUUGUGAUUAGAGGAGCUCAUCAGUUUGCUCAAGUGACACUACCUCAUAGUUGCAUGACAAAAAAUUACAGCAGAUAGUACUUAGUACAAUGUACAAGCUGCAAGCAGUGAAAUGAUGCUAGGAUGUUCCCAGACGUUCGAUCAAUAACCCUGCGAGAGCUGCGGCCUCGCAGCAUCGCCGUGACCUUAGACUUAACAGUAACUGUAACUGAUCGCAUUUGUUCGAAGUUCUAUUUGACCAGAAAUAUUCAAACGAGACACUCGGCGAAAUAUGCGUCGUCGUGGGCAUAGAAUUUUGACGUUUUCUUUCACAGUCGGAAUAUAGAAGCGGGCCUUGUGUUUUAGUGUUAUCAUGAGAACAGUUAUACAUAAUGUGUUGUUAUUGUAAGUUAGGUAUAGCAGUGAACCAUGUGCGGAAGAAUGAAUGCAUUAAGGCCCCAUUGUUGAUCGUUUGCUUUGUAAGCAUCCAGACAUUGCAGUAGUUUUUGACUUUCUCUGAAUAAAUUUAAUAGUUCAAUUCUAACGGUUCAUAUUGGCACGCCUUUGCCGAGUAAUCGUCAACUUUAGCUGCAACCAAUGUGCCUUUCACUUCAGGGGUUUUCAACACGUAAAUAUUAUAAGCUUUUUCUAGUUAUGAAUAAUCACAUCGUAUUGCUCUCGACCCUCUACCUCAUCAUCGUGGGUUUCGUACUCCCUUACUUGCUACGCGAGAGAAUUUUUUCUAUGUUUUUUGAGCUCAACGAUUUGGAGAACGAGUUGCUGGAAGACACAAAGUUCCAUCAUCGUCAGAAGCACAGCAUGGCAUACUUGCAGGCCCUCGAACCUGGCAAAACUCUGCCUCUCUACGACGCACGGCUGCGCUCUGGCAACAUCAGUCACCUAAUCAUCGCGUUAGUUCGAGACCCUGACCACCGCCGUGGAUCACAGUAUUUAACACAGCUUGCUGUUGGCCUGCACGAAGCCUCGGUCGACGACAAUCAUACUGGGAUUUUUUUCUGCAAUGGCACAAGCGAGGAAAAUCCAUACCUUACUAAAGUGGCCCAGCAUUUUCCCGUGUACGACGUACCAAAGAGCAAUAGCGAGGACAAGCUCUCGUUUUCGUCCAAACGAGAGAACAAGCUCAAGACAGCCUUCUUGGAAUGCGUUCGUCUUGGGCUGAACCAGACCAACUCUGCACCACUGCUGGUGACCGUUUUCAACGACAACGUGCUUCCUUUACCACACUUCUCGCAGGACAUCAAGAAAAUAGUGAGGCACAAGCUUUCGCAUCGCAUGUCUUGUGGGGAACUUAUCCCCAGGUCGGACCAGUGGCUUUUCCUUCACCUGCAGGAGCCUGUGGGUCUUAGAUCUUACCGGUACGACACCGAAUCUCUUCGCGAGCUCCUGCUCAUCUCUUUAACAGGUGCCGUCGUAUUUCACGUGAUAUUUAAAGUUCUUGAUCCACAUCUGAGCUCUCGAAGUGUGUUGUUCACCUUCAUCUACGGUGGGUCGUUGUUCCUGACGUUCGCGCUAUGUAUGGGCCGGCCCUACACAACCGAGCUUCGUCGUGUCACUCCAGCGCUCUACAGGACCUACGAUCCUCCCGAAGCCUUGCAUUUCUCAGCCUUAACUUUACCGUCUUCCAGCUUCGGGAUGAUAGAGCCGCUUUUACGAACCAUCAAGUGUAGUCAAUAUGUUGGAUUUCAUAGAGUCUUAGACUCUCUUAUUAACAGUCUCGAAAUACCAGGCUACGUUGUGUCUCCUAGCCUCGUCCAGUACGUUUAAUGAACGUUCUACUACCGUAUUAUUAACUUUCUGUUACACCAUUGUAAACUAGACAUUUUUUUAUUUUUGAAUUUAAAGAUACGCUGAUGACUGUGAUAUUGCCAUAGGAAAUAGCCAUUAAUCGUAUUGACAUCUGACAAUGUUUCACACUUGCUCAUUUACUGCUUUUAUUGCUCAUUUAUUGCUUUUAACAAUAUUUUUCCAUGAAUUGUAUUGCACUAUAAUAUCCUCAUCAGCAGUGUUCUUUUUUCCUUGUCAUCUAUCUAAUGCCAGCAAAUAAGAGUCCCGGGGGUGUUGUCAUCUACACUUAUAUUAUUCCGCCAAUACCGUUCUCUAUGUUCGGCAACUACUGCAUGCGUUACGUCUAGUGCCAGAAGUGGAGUUAUUGUGCUAUAAGGGAAGAUUGAAUUGUACCUCGGGUCGAAUUGGCCUGCAUGGAUAUUAAACUUAUUUGCUGUAUCUUUGAGCAACGCGGCAGCUGCGAUACUAUAUAAUUCUAAUUUUUGUAAUUAUGUAUGAAACAUGUGAGUUGUUAUUCAUCCGAUUGUUUAGUUAUAUUCAGCAGUUUACUCAUAUAAUGAAGUCCUAUCUUGUGUUUCUUGACUGAGUAAAAAAAAAAUAUGUUUUCCACCGAAUAAUUUAAAACUUGAAGACUAGGGUGGAGGUUUGAAGACUAGGGUAGGGUUUUAAAACAUUAAAACUUGAAGACAUUCACGUGAGUUAACGCUGUAGUGCGCUGCCACACUCAUUUGAAAUAUGAUACGAACAAUGUACCAAUCAUAUUAUAUAAUAUUGGAAUAUGAUUUGUACGUUUUGCAUAUGCUAGUUGAUUAAAAUUUGAGAUUUUUCUGAUUAUUCAGUGAUAUGAUGGAUCUUUAGUUGUAUUUACUCGCAAAACUUCUUCGCAGCCUAUCAUGAAUAUUUAGAGAGGUUCCGUAUGGAUUAAAAUAAAAAUAAUUCUUUAUCCGCCUGGUGAAAUUCCUCUUUCAAUCCAAUGUUCCUCUUUGGCUAGUCGAAAUAGCUGUUGAAUUUCUAGCCAUGACGAUUCUCGUUGUAAUGUUUUUUAAUGUUUGGCUUGAUUUUGGAGCCAGACAUUUGGAAUUUGUCCGUCAAUGACAAGAAUUAAUUUAAAACUUUUAGGCAUGUCUUGGUAAAUGUUAGGGACGUGACUGGCCAUUCAAUCCAUGUGACUAUCUGGUUUAGGACUCUCGGUUAAACAUUUUUCAACAUGCCUAGUCGCAUGUAACGUUAGCUGAAACUCGUUGCAACAAUUCAGAAUACUUUCAUGGUUAUUUCAUUGGUUUUAUUACAAAAUAUAUUGUUUAAUAUUUACAGUCGCCAGAUUUUAGAGGAAUUUCGUUAGAUUUAUUCUGAUAUUUCUAAAAAAAUAAUAAGCCUGUCGAUAGGUAAGCUUAAUCCUUCAUAACACGUUUUUUUAGCACUUGCAAGUGAGCAAGCAAUUUUAUGAGUGUGUGCAGCAACAAUUAAUAGCUUCAAUAAUCAUACCAAUGAAUAUGUGCAUGCUCAUGUAUUUUUCUACGGGUUGUUAUGGCAACUUGCAAGCAUAAAACGGUACAUUUGU